GACCGAUAGUCAGAUCGUAAAAAGCUGGUUUUAUUCAGACAAACUACUGGAACCGUUCGUGUCUAGAAGAAUGGACGAAAUUAGAAAAAAUAAAAAUCUAAUUGUGAGAUAUGUUCCAUCUGGACUUAAUCCAGCAGACACUGCAACACGACCAAGUACCUCAAAGAAAGAGAGAAAUGGGUGGUUAAAUGGACCCGCCUUCUUACGACAGGAUUCAAAGACCUGGCCAAAAAGCCCAGGUGCUGAAGUUUCUCUUCUGUUGGCGGAGGGUCUGUCUAACACAGAUAAUCAUCAAAAGGCUAAAACAUUGUCUGCCGAACCAAGUCCAGUAACAAACUUAGAUCCUCAAUUACAAGAAAUAAAACAGCUACAAGAAACAAUGUUUCCGGAAGAAGUACAAGGAAAGAAAACAAGUCUAGCUCGCAGCCUAGGUCUAUUCUGUGACACAAAUGGAAUACUAAGAUGUGACGGUCGUCUUGCGCAUUCAGACUUAUCUUACGACGCAAAACAUCCUAUUCUUUUACCAAAAGAAAGCGAAUUGACUGAAAAACUUAUAAAGGAAACUCAUGAAAAGAAUCUUCAUGUAGGAGUGGCUCAUACUUUAAGCCUUAUACGUCAGAAGUAUUGGAUACCUCAAGGUAGAAGUAAGGUCCAAAAAAACGUUAAGUAAAUGUCCAAGAUGCGUGAAACACGGAGGAGGUCCGUAUGAAUUACCCAAGACUCCUGCAUUACCGGUAGAAAGGGUGAAGUAUACAAAUUCAUUCGCUUAUACAGGAGUGGACUAUUUUGGACCAAUGGUCGUGAGAACGGAAAGCGGUCUAAAGAAAAGGUGGAUCUGCUUGUUUACGUGUCUAGUGAUCAGGGCAAUACACCUAGAAGUUGUCAAGGAUCUGACUACUAACGAAUGUCUUAUGGCAUUUAAGAGAUUCAUAGCUACAAGGGGGGCUCCGACUCUUAUAUUAACAGAUAAUGCCUCACAAUUUAGAUUGUUAGGAGAAAUAUUAACGGAAGAAGGAAAUUUUAUUACUAACAUAAAAUGGAAAUUUAUCCCACAACUUGCACCGUGGCAUGGAGGUGCUUAUGAAAGGCUAGUAGCAAUUGUUAAGCAUUGCUUAAAGAGAACGCUUCAAAAACAUAUGCUGGAAGACAAUCAACUUUUAACGAUUAUCAAAGAAGUAGAAGUGGUUACUAAUACCAGACCUCUCACUUAUGUAGGAUCAAAUGUAGAGCACAUACUUAAACCUGCGGAUUUUCUAACACCGGGAAAGUGUUUAAGUAUAGAAGUACUCAUGGAAGGUCUACCACUUUCAGGAUCACUGAUCAAACAACAACUUAUAGAAGGUUGGAAUCGUGGCAACAGAAUAAUGGAUGAAUACAAAGAAAUGUUUAUUAACCAAUACUUAUUAAGUCUCAGGGAAAGGUAUCGAAAUUCACCUAAACAGGCUAGGGUGAGGUCUCAUGAAAGUCCAAUGGUUGGAGAUAUAGUACAAAUAAAGGGUGAAGCCAAAAAUAGAGAAGGAUGGAAGGUAGGAAAAAUUUCAGAAUUAAUAAAAGGAAAAGACGGUUUGUGCAGGGUUGCAAAGGUAAAAGUGGGAGACAGUGUGUUCACAAGAUCCAUAGCACAUUUGUAUCCUCUGGAAGCGGAUGAAGAGGCAUCAUUCCAAGAUUCUACGAAAGAAUCCCCAGUGUAUGAAGAUAAAGAAUUACACAUCCGCACUGAUGGUCUUUCUCAGUCCUUACCAUUAAGAACUGAAGAGAGUAACGUCUAUGUUCCUACUAGCUCUAUCAAAGAUCAUCAAAAACUAAGCAAGAAUAAUGAAAACGAUUUAACGAUGGAUCAGAGCGAGUUGUUGGAGAAUACAAGUUCGACACAAAUUAUGGAAACCACUCCAGAACCAGUUCCUUCUGGCAUAGACACAGAAAUGAAUGAUGAAGCGACGUCGAGUCACCAGGCUGAACCAAGUGAUCAACGUCGAGUAGCUGCCGUUCAGGCUAUGGAAAGGAUCCAUAGAUGGACGCAAGAAUUAAUGUCAACUAUCCAAUAAACUCUAUCAAAGAGGCGGGGCAGUGUCGCGAAAUACGCGAUGAUUGUGAAUGCAUACAUAGCAACACUAAGUCCGGAAACGGAAUAGAAAGAAAAACAAAAUAUAUUGUCGAUGGUCGUGGGGAGAAUCAUUGUGCUCUGCUCACCUGCAAUCUUAACCUGGAGUUCUGGGCAUCCCGGGCCAUGUCGUGAGAAGCAAUUAUAAGGUAAGGAUGACCAUAUUUCUACCGUACAGAUUAAAGCCUCAUUUAUCAUAAUGUUAGAUUUUGUAUGUUCAUAGACAAAGUUACAUAAUAACACCAACAAGCGAAGCAGGUAAUUUGUAAUUACUGAGUUAUAAUUUAUAUUGAACUAAGGCAUAAGCUAUAGUGUUGAAAGAUCUCAUAAAUUCCACUAUUAAUUUUAUCAUAAAUAA
Cydia fagiglandana is the source of this 2459-nucleotide messenger RNA. RefSeq lists its product as uncharacterized. Lineage: Eukaryota; Metazoa; Arthropoda; Insecta; Lepidoptera; Tortricidae. Gene Ontology annotation, molecular function: nucleic acid binding. The coding region runs from base 795 to 2045 and encodes 416 amino acids. The transcript is spliced from 2 exons. The record is from RefSeq and is a predicted model, not a curated record. Gene Ontology annotation, biological process: DNA integration.